AUAAAAUUCCUUAUCUAUACGUGUCUAGAGGAGCCAUGGUCUUGAAACACGGGAAAUAGAGAUAUACAGUAGUCCUGAAAAUCGAAACAAUUGCUGGAAGCACCAGAUCAAAACCAUGCAAAAUGCACUGAAACCUUUAUGUUAAAACUUGACACGUAUUUACAUAACAUAAAGGUGGUGGCAGUACUACAUAAAUUGAGGUAUAUCAAGAAAACUAUAAAAUCUGAUCCCCUAAAAAUAACAAUACAAAAAGUAAAAGAACCUACUACGUACACCAAAGAAGUAAUUAAUUAGUAAGUGUAAAAAAGUUUAGAGAUGGAGAAAGACAGCAGCACCCCAAAAACUGAAGACAAGAAACAAUCAGAGGAAGCAACGAAGUUAGAGGGUUUGCCAACUGAGACUAGUCCUUAUGUGCAAUACACAGACUUGGAAGACUACAAGCAACAAGGCUAUGGUACCGAGGGCCACAAGGAUGUAACGCCCGGCCGUGGCGCUGGAGGGACCGAUGCACCCACCCCUUCGGGUGGUGCACCCGCUGGCUCAGCCACGGAUGUUAUUAACCAACAAGGUGUUCCAUGAAUAAUGCCAAAUUGGUUUUGGUUUUAUGUUAAUUUAAUUGCGUCUUAAUUAAAAAGAUAAUGCAUAUGUACACGUUUUGUUCAGUUGCGCUUCUUGUAUUUUCUAAUGAAUAUUUAUUGAGUUUUAU
Messenger RNA from Chenopodium quinoa (quinoa), 706 nucleotides. RefSeq lists its product as uncharacterized. The record is from RefSeq and is a predicted model, not a curated record. The coding region runs from base 316 to 579 and encodes 87 amino acids. Lineage: Eukaryota; Viridiplantae; Streptophyta; Magnoliopsida; Caryophyllales; Amaranthaceae. The transcript has a single exon.